AUGCUUGAGGAAAUUGCUGGGCGUCUUCAAAGCAAGGAGAGGCUUCCCAAAUGCACUGCAGCAGCAGCAGCAGCAGCAGCAGCAGCAGCAGCAGCAGCAACAGCACAAGCAGCAAGCACAUCACCCAAUCCUGCAGUGUCUACGCUGUUACAGCAGCAACAGCAGCCGCAGCUGCUGCAGCAGCAGCAGGGCCAGCAGCAGGGGCUACUACAGCAGCAAGGUAGCAGCAGGAUGGCAAAAAGACACAAAGACAGCAGCAGCGGCAGCAGCAGCAACAGCAGCAGCAGCAGCAGGGUUGCUCACCUGCAGCAGCUGCUCCAGCGCUAUCAUCAGCUUCUUGCUGCAAUCAAGCAAAUAUACCAGCAGCAGCAGCAGCAGCAGCAGCAGCAGCAAACACCACGCAUACUACCCGCACACUGA
This is a messenger RNA of Eimeria acervulina, 420 nucleotides long. RefSeq lists its product as hypothetical. The transcript has a single exon. The record is from RefSeq and is a predicted model, not a curated record. Lineage: Eukaryota; Apicomplexa; Conoidasida; Eucoccidiorida; Eimeriidae. Bases 1 to 420 code for a protein of 139 amino acids.